AUGCUGAGUGAAUCCCAGGCGGCACCCCAAGCCUUACCACAUAGGAAUAACCCCCCUCACAAACGACGGAGGGUUGGGGAGCGUGGGGAGAGCAAGGCUGUAGAGUGUACCGAAAACUCUCGAGGGGAGGUGGAAAAUACUGCGACCAUGCCUUUACAAACUGUAUACGACCUUGACGCGUCUGAAGAGGAAUCAGAGCCUGAGUGGGAAGAUGUUGAACUCCCAAGCCCUUCUGCCUCGUCUGCUCUUCCGUCUAUGCUACCAGCUGGACAUGACGAUGACCAAGAGCCGUUGCAUAUUACCCUUGGAAAGGAAGAGCACGCGGAGAAGACGAAGUCCGCCAUACGACGGAAACCUAUAACUGGAGCCGAAAAGAAGCUGCGUUUGGAAAUCCACAAAGUUCAUGUUCUUUGCCUCCUCGGCCAUGUUCAACUUCGUAACGUUUGGUGCAACGAUGAGGAAAUUCAGGCUCUUCAAUAUAGUGCCGAAAUAUUGCAGUCAAAAGAUGACUUCCGAAAACAUGCUAGAAUGUUGCAGGGAUCGAGGGACUUUGGUGCCCAGCUCUAUUGUGCUAUGCUGCGAGGAGUUGGUGUGGAUGCGCGAUUGGUUUGUUCCCUCCAGGCUCUGCCUUUCGCUGGCGUGGCGAAAGGGGAGUCCCCUAGGAAGCGGGCGAGGGAAUACAUUGUUCUAUCUGAGGACGAUAUCGCGAGUUCCAGUGUAAAUACUGGAACAGAUACCCCAGCUUCGGAUCCACCUCCGCGCCGUCGGCUUGGACAGCCGCAGUUUUCAUCAAACCAGACAAGAAGCCCUGCACCACAGGCGAGAAUUGAUAGCUCUGCGCCUACGACAGACUCGUCCUUUCCGGUAUUUUGGGUCGAAGCAUUUAAUCGUGCCAUGCAAAAGUGGGUAUGUGUUGACCCCCUCGUUACAAACUCUGUAGGGAAGCCUACGCGAUUUGAGCCGCCCGCCAGUGAUAAAUACAAUAACAUGAAUUAUGUAAUCGCCUUUAACGAAGAUGGGUUUGCACGAGAUGUUACCAGGCGGUAUACAAAAUCGUUCAACUCGAAAACAAGAAAAACCCGAGUAGAAUAUACCAAGGAUGGGGAACGAUGGUGGAACCAAACUAUGCAAGUGCUCGAGUCCCCAUUUCCGGAGGAUCGGGAUCAGCUGGAGCUUGGAGAAUUCGCGGCCAAGGCUGCAGGUGAAGGGAUGCCCAAGAGUGUGCAAGACUUUAAAAACCAUCCAGUCUACGCCUUAGAGCGACAUCUACGGUGGAAUGAAGUAAUCCACCCAAAGCGAGAAAUUGGUAGGGUCGGGCUGAGUAAGUUAUCUUUGAACAAGAAAGCCCCACCGAUGGAGCCUGUGUACCGCCGGGCGGAUGUGCAUCCUGUCAAAAGCGCAGAUGGAUGGUACCGUCAAGGGCGAAAAGUCAAAGCUGGGGAGCAACCACUGAAGAGAAUUAAGGCACGGAACCAAGUGCAAAAUGAUACAUUCAACCCCAAUGAAGAGGAAGAAGCGCCAGAUACACCGAUGUACGCUGCAUAUCAGACAGAGCUCUACAUACCAGAGCCUGUCGUUGAUAAUCGCGUCCCAAGGAACCAGUAUGGGAACAUCGACGUCUACAUAUCGUCGAUGGUUCCCGCGGGAGGCUUUCACCUUAGCCACCCUGAUGCUGCCCAGGCGGCUAAAAUAUUGCAGAUAGAUUAUGCAGAUGCUGUCACUGGGUUUAAAUUCAAAAAGCGCCACGGCACGGCUGUCAUAGAUGGAAUCGUUGCAGCGGUUGAGUACAGAGAUGCUCUCAAGGCAGUGGUCGCUGGAAUUAAUGACGAGAGGGUUCAAGCCGAGGAGACUCGUCGAACUAUGGCUGCGCUUCACAUGUGGAGACUACUGUUGAUUAAGUUACGGGUUCUCGAGCGGGUGAACAGUUAUAGGGUUGAAGGAGAGGAACAAGCUGAGAAGGAACCCGAGGUACAUGAAGAGGAGGAGCAAGGCGGUGGGUUUUUACCUGACGAUGGCACUGGUGGUCCAGCAUUGCCGACCGGUGGCGACGGUGCCAUGGAAGACGAUGAUGCUAUGGAAAGCAUAGAACCUCAAUGUGACCUGCUGCAUGAUUCAUUUGAACACAGCAACCCACAGGAGAGGGCAGGCGGUGGUUUCAUGGUAGAACCAGGGACAUCACAGCAGCCUUCUGGGAUUAAUCCGGCACAUCAUUUGCCACAAACCAGAAGAGCUAUGCCGUCUGUUUCACAGUCGUGGUACACCCUAGUCAUCGUCCCGAAAGCAGAACACGGCCUGAGAGACGAGACCAGUCCAUCACUCCGGUCCAGGCGGCAGGGCACCUUAGAGUCCACGAGCUCUCAACCAGCAGAUGGCACUCACUCGGUACCUGUGGUCGUUGAUACUCCAGAGCGGGAGGUUUCAGGGCUACCUGAAUUGGUCCAUGUUGAUUCGGACAGUGAGAUAGAUCGUAGCUCUAUGAUCUCCCAUGACCCUGAAGACGACAAUGCUGAACCGGAGUGGCUGUUGUCAGAUUGA
Messenger RNA from Arthroderma uncinatum, 2535 nucleotides. RefSeq names its product nitrilase. The transcript is spliced from 3 exons. NCBI's taxonomy places the organism in Eukaryota, Fungi, Ascomycota, Eurotiomycetes, Onygenales, Arthrodermataceae. Gene Ontology annotation, molecular function: damaged DNA binding; single-stranded DNA binding. Bases 1 to 2535 code for a protein of 844 amino acids. The record is from RefSeq and is a predicted model, not a curated record. Gene Ontology annotation, cellular component: nucleotide-excision repair factor 2 complex; cytoplasm; XPC complex. Gene Ontology annotation, biological process: mismatch repair; nucleotide-excision repair.